Molecule: messenger RNA, 2466 nt
Organism: Cuscuta campestris
Lineage: Eukaryota; Viridiplantae; Streptophyta; Magnoliopsida; Solanales; Convolvulaceae
Source: the annotation of a GenBank genome assembly
GUACAUGUGACGGCAGAAAAGAAAAAAAGAGAAAGAACUUUUAAAAAGAAAAAAAUUACAGCCCAUAACUUAAUCAUUACACCAUCAAAUCAUUACUUUUCCCAAAUCCUACAAUUCUUUAUUGUUUUGGCGGUAAAAAUGUCGCCAUUUUUUCUUCUUCUUCUUCUAUAUUUAGAAACCUCUAAACUGAAUCUGCCAAGUCUUUCCUUCGAAAAAAGUGGGGUAUUUGCAAUCAGAUUCAUCAGAUUCUCACUUUCUUCAGGAUGGAGAACUUUCUUCAGAUUCUUCAUCUGCAAAUCAGGUCCAUCUUCCUUGCUUUUUAAGUUGACUUUUUUCUUCAUUUGCACUUCUUCAAUGUCUUCUUCCACCAUCUUGCUCCCUUCACCUCCUGUCAUAGAAACACAAACACAGCCCGAAGUGGAAAUUGAAAAUCAGUGAAAUGCAGAAAAUCAACGGGUUAAUAAUAAGUGCACACACAAACUGUGUGAUGAAACUAGGGCUUUAAUCAUACAAACCCUUCUCCAAAACUUGAAGAAGGGGAAACCGGGUAGGGGUGUGAUGAAACAACUUGCUGAGCAAUACCAAAUCAAUCCAAAAACAGUUCAAAGAUUGUGGGCAGAAGCUAAACAACAAAUGAAAGAUGGCAUAAGUGUACGGGUCAUUGGUCGAAUGAAGGGAAAGUCUUGUGGGAAAGCAGGUCUCAGUUUACCCGUGGAUAAGGUUUGAGCUGUGUCCCCCAGUAAAAGAAGAACCAUUAGGGCAUUGGCAAAGGCAGUUUCAAUGUCAAAGACUAGCAUACACCGAUUGGUUAAUCGAGGAAAACUCAAGGCUCACACAAAUCCAAUCAAGCCUCACUUGACAUAAGAUAAUAAAGUAAGGAGAUUAAAUUUCUGCCUGAGUAAGCUGCAACAAAACACUUUGCAGACAACCCCACAAUUUCAUGACUUUUAUGAGUAUGUGCAUGUGGAUGAGAAAUGGUUUGAAAUGACUCAAGCUACACAGAGAAUGUACUUGCAUGCAGAAGAAGAAAGUAAUCUACAUAGGAAUAUUCAAUCCAAAAAACAUAUCACAAAAGUUAUGUUCUUGGCUGCAUCAGCCAGGCCAAGAUUUGAUGAAGAUGGUGAGGUCUUAUUUGAUGGAAAAAUUGGAAUUUUCCCAUUCAUAUUCACAGAACCUGCACAAAGGAAUAGCAGAAAUAGACCAAGGGGCACAUUGGUUACCAAACCAGUACCAAUAGUGAACAAAGAUGUGUACAGGAGCUUUUUGAUCAACAAAGUCAUUCCUGCAAUUAAGGAAAAGUGGCCUACUGAUUCCAACAAAAGGGUCAUCAUUCAACAAGACAAUUCCAAGCCACACAUUGCAUGUAAUGAUCCUUUAUUUCUCCAAGUAGCCCAGGCUGAUGGUUUUGACAUAUCAUUAACAUUUCAACCACCAAACAGUCCAGAUCUAAAUGUGUUAGACCUUGGCUAUUUUAGAGCAAUUCAGUCACUACAACAAGACCACAAAUGCAAAACUAUAGAUGACCUUGUUCAUGUUGUGACAAAGUCUUACAAUGAGUUUGAACCUAUGCGCUCCAACUUUGUGUGGCUAAGUCUGCAAUAUUGUAUGGGAGAGGUCAUCAAAAAGUUAGGUUGUAAUGCGUAUAAGAUUCCACAUGUAGGGAAGUACUCCCUUCUAAGGAGUGGUAACUUACCCAUUUAUGUUUCCCUAGAUCAUGCAGGGGUCAGAAUAGCACAACAACAUUUAAGUCUUCAUAAUUUUGAUUGGAGACAGUUCAUUAAUGAAGAUGUUGAAGCCCACCUUCAAUAGUGAACUGUUUCUUUUGAAUGGUUUGGUGAAGUGUAGUCACCAUAUAAAUGCACCUAGUCAAGGCAUAUUUUUGUAUAGGGUAUAAUGUCUCGAAUGUAUUUUUUGAAUGGUUUGGUGAAGUGUAGUCACCAUAUAAAUGCACCUAGUCAAGGCAUAUUUUUGUAUAGGGUAUAAUGCCUCGGAUGUAUUUUUUGAAUGGUUUGGUGAAGUGUAGUCACCAUAUAAAUGCACCUAGUCAAGGCAUAUUUUUGUAUAGGGUAUAAUGCCUCGGAUGUAUUUUUUGAAUGGUUUGGUGAAGUGUAGUCACCAUAUAAAUGCACCUAGUCAAGGCAUAUUUUUGUGUAGGGUAUAAUGCCUUGGAUGUAUUUUUGGCGUGUAAGGAAGUGUAGAAUCUGUUUUGAAUCUGGUAAGGUGAAGUGUAUAAUCUGUUUUUAAUGUCAAAAGAUGAAGUGUAGAAUCUGUUUUGGAUUCGGAAUGUCAAGUGUAUAAUCUGUUUUUAAAUUCAAAAGAUGAAAUGUAGAAUCUGUUUUGAAUUUGUUUUGAAGAUCAAGUGUAAAUUCUGUUUUGAAAUUGGAAAGAUGAAGUUUAGAAUCUGUUUUUAAAUUCAAAAGAUGAAGUGUAUAAAGAAUUUAAAACUAAUAAAAGCUCAAGAUGUAU